AUGGACCUACUCGAGUACGCGAAGAAUCAUCCCAAAAGUACCUCGAGACAAAACAGGCAGAGCGAAAACACAGUAGAUUUUUCAAAGCUCUGUCUUUCUUUCAAGAAACUGAACAAAUACCGUGAGGAACUGGAUAAACUUGAUGAGAAUGAGACUCAACUGUGCAGUCGCGAAUGGGUCUUUCCACACUUUGUCGGCGACGUUGGGCUAGAGAAAAAUAAGCCGCCGAUAACAAUGCACUACGAUGUAAACGCAUGGCUGAAAUUGCAACAACGUAUAUUGAGGACAAUGGCUUUAGACGAUUAUAUGGGUUGCAUAGUAUUUAUCCAAUGUAAAAACCAUGCAAAAAAUAUCGGUCGGACUCCAGUACAGGCAUUAGGUGGGUUACUUUCUAGACGAUCUAAAUAUCACCUUUGCAUUGCAAGUAUCGUUGUGGUCUCCAGAAAUGAUGAUAAGGAGGAAAGAUUUGAUAGAAGCGCAAGGGAGGAAGCGGAUACAUGCCCUAAUCCAAUGAAUGAAACUAUCAUACGAAAGACGAUUAGUUGA
Messenger RNA from Paraglomus brasilianum, 546 nucleotides. Lineage: Eukaryota; Fungi; Glomeromycota; Glomeromycetes; Paraglomerales; Paraglomeraceae. The record is from the annotation of a GenBank genome assembly.